UUUUCAUUCAUCAUCUUUAAAGUGAACUCUUGGCUGCUUCUUUCUUCUCUUUGCUCCUCACACGCACAUGCCAAUGUUUUCUGACCUAUGACCUGGGCUUUACUCGUCAUUGUGAGGUGGGAAAUCCGACGCCCCCUGAAGGCAGCAUGCAGCAGCAGCAGCACAAACGACCUCAUCAGAGAGUCGGUCCGCAUCUCUCUCCUCCGGUGGGUGGGCGCAGUUCUCCUCUCCUCUCCUCUCACUCUUCUGUUUCUGCUCCGGACACAGACGGAGACUCGGAGACACAAUGUCCCGUUGCCCUUUAUUUGUAUUGUGAGUUUUAAAAGGAGCAGGACCCGCGAGAUGCUGCUGUGGACGCUGCUGCUGCUCUGCGCCAUCCCGAGUUCAGUUCUGGGGGAUCUGCUGGAGGAAUCUCUGGACGCCGACUCGGACUUGGCAGACUUUGACUUGGACAUUGCACCGCGCAGGGUCCCUCGACAGGUGAAGACUUUAUUAACCAAGGAGACCAAACCCCACAUCCAGGAGCUCUCCAUCAAGACCACCAUCAUCUCGCGCUAUGCCUUCACCGCGGUGCACUGCGCCAUGCUCAACCGGCACUCCGCCGCCGCCGAGGGCGUCUUCCAGUUCCAGAUCCCCGCCGGCGCCUACGUCUCCAACUUCACCAUGAUCAUCGGAGGGCGUGUGUACCAGAGCGAGGUCAGGCCCAAGGAGAAGAGGGUCAAGCAGGACAACGGCAAACCCAAACACAAGGAGUCAGGUGACGCAAGCCCCGAGCCGGAGGUGGAGGUGUUCAGGAUGGCCGCCAACAUCCCGGGGAGGAACCGGGCGGUCUUCCUGCUCACCUACGAGCAGCUGCUGCAGCGCCGCCUGGGACGCUACGAGCACAAGACCAGCCUGCGGCCCCUGCAGCUGGUGAGCCGCCUCAGCCUGGACGUCACCAUCGUCGACCACUCGCCCAUCCGGGACCUGGAGGUGCUGCCGCUCCGCAGCGGCAGGAGCAACGGCAACGGCGCCGCCAACGCGCCCAAGACGCCAGCCAAGCCCGAGCAUCCCGUCACCACGGCGAUCAAGAGCGAGCAGAACGUCUGCCGGAUCACGUUCAGCCCCAACAUCGUGCAGCAGGCCAAGAUCACCACCAACGGCGUCCUGGGAGACUUCGUGAUCCGCUACGACGUCCAGAGGGACAUGGGCAUCGGAGACAUUCAGGUUUUAAACGGACAUUUCGUCCACUACUUCGCUCCCAAGGACCUGCCCGUCGUUCCCAAGAACGUGGUGUUUGUGAUCGACACCAGCGCCUCCAUGCUGGGGACAAAGAUCAGACAGACUAAAGACGCGCUGUUCACCAUCCUGAGGGACCUGCGUCCCGGCGAUCACUUCAACUUCGUCAGCUUCUCCAACAAGAUCAAGGUGUGGCAGCCCAACCGUCUCGUCCCGGUCACGCCGCUCAACGUCAGAGACGCCAAGAAGUUCAUAUUCACGCUGAUGCCCACGGGAGGCACGAACAUCGAUGGGGCCAUCCAGACGGGCUCCUCCCUGCUCCGCGACUACCUGUCGGGCCCCGACGCCGGGCCGAACAGCGUGUCGCUCAUUAUUUUCCUGACGGACGGGCGGCCGACCGUCGGGGAGAUCCGGUCCACGGCGAUCCUCGGCAGCACCCGCUCCGCCGUGCAGGAGAAGUUCUGCGUCUUCACCAUCGGCAUCGGGAACGACGUGGAUUACCGGCUGCUGGAGCGCAUGGCCCUGGAAAACUGCGGCAUGAUGCGGCGCAUCCACGAGGAGGCCGACGCCAGCGCGAUGCUCAAAGGGUUCUACGACGAGAUUGGCACUCCUCUGCUCUCCGACAUAAGGAUCAACUACACCGAGGACUCCGUGCGCUACGUCACUCAGCACCUCUUCACCAACUACUUCAACGGCUCCGAGAUCGUCAUCGCCGGGAAGCUCACCAACCAGAGUGCGGAGUCCCUCCACGUCCAGGUUACCGCCAGCAACAACGACAAGAGCAUCAUCCUGGAGACGGACGUGCCACUGCGGCGCCGCCAGCUGGAGACCGAGAAGCACGUGAAAGCAGCGACGGCGGCGAUGGCGACCGGCGCUAGGGCCCCGGGGUUCGCGGGCACCCAGGGUUUAGGGGUCGCUCUGGGUUCGAUAGCGGAGGACUUUGUGGAACGCGUCUGGGGUUUCCUGAGUGUCAAGGAUGGGCUGAGGUCACGGCUGCGCAGCCAAACCAGCAGAGACAGAGAGGAGCACACCCAUCAGGCCACCAACCUCUCGCUGACCUACCACUUCCUCACUCCCCUCACCAACCUGGUGGUGGAGAAGCCCGAGGUCCUGGCCGACGGCACCAUGGCCCCGGCGCCCACCAUCCCCCCAGCAUCUGGUGAGGCUGUAUCAACUGGCAAUGAGCUGCCAGACGACCCGGAGGACGGAAAGCCACAGACGCCGUCCGAACCGAAGCCAGGGGGCCAGACUUCUUCAUCUCUGGGCAACACAAUUGGUAAAGUUGGAAGGAGACCGGCCAAGAAAUCCAUCACCGUCUCCAAAACAUCAGCGGACGGCGACCCUCACUUCGUGGUCGAGUUCCCCCUCAGUAAACUGACGGUGUGCUUCAACAUCAACGGUGAGCCCGGACACGUCCUUCGCCUGGUCUCCGACCACAAGCACUCCGGUGUGACAGUGAACGGGAAGCUAAUAGGCGCCCCGGCUCCGCCAGGCAGCCACAAGCAGCAGCGCACCUACUUCAGCACCAUCACCAUCGUAGUGGACCGUCCCAGGCGCGCCUACAUCGAGGUGACCCCGAAGAAAGUCAUCCUGGACGGUCGGGACCGCAUGGUGCUGCCCUGCCACUCCACCGUCGAGGUGGACAGCGGCGCGCUGUCCGUGUCCAUCGUGGGGAAGGCCAACGUGACCGUGACGGUCGGCAGCAACGUCAGCUUCGUGAUCCUGCUGCAUCAGUACAAGAACCCAGCGCCUUACCAGAGGGACCACCUGGGGUUCUACAUCGGCAACAGCAAGGGGCUGUCCCACGACUGCCAUGGUCUGCUGGGUCAGUUCCUGCACGAGGAAGUGGGCGUGGCAGAGCUUCCGGCGCAGGGAGACGCGAAACCCUCGUCGGUGCUGAAGGUGAAGGACCGCUCGGUGCCGGUGGUUCAGAAGAGCCGGCGGAUCUACGGCGGGACGCAGAGCGUGGACUGCUGGUUCGCCAGGAACAACGCCGCCAAGCUCAUAGACGGACAGUACGAGGACUACGUGGCGCCGCACAUGUUCGACACGGGGGACUGGCCACACGGGACGAACACGGCGUGAGAUGACGCGAAUAUCUAUAAUUUCACAAAAAAUCCUUUUUCAAUAAUUGUCACAUCACCAUAGCUCCAAAUGGUUCCAGACUUCAGUUCUCUUCACCCACAGUCUUCUGUCUUGAAUAUAUUUUUGUACUAUUUCUAAUAGAAAUGUAAUGUUUUUUUACUAUACUAUGUGUUAUUUUGAAGAAUAAUUUUGUACGUGUAAAUAAAAAACAUUUAAACCCA
Messenger RNA from Scophthalmus maximus (turbot), 3524 nucleotides. RefSeq names its product inter-alpha-trypsin inhibitor heavy chain 5 (gene itih5). The coding region runs from base 88 to 3303 and encodes 1071 amino acids. Gene Ontology annotation, biological process: hyaluronan metabolic process. Gene Ontology annotation, molecular function: serine-type endopeptidase inhibitor activity. The transcript has 14 exons. NCBI's taxonomy places the organism in Eukaryota, Metazoa, Chordata, Actinopteri, Pleuronectiformes, Scophthalmidae. The record is from RefSeq and is a predicted model, not a curated record.